AUGCCUUGUCUUGAUAACUAUAAAAUAUUUCUAAAAACCUCCAAUCGAUUAGAUCGAAGAGUGUAUAAUCUUCCACGGGUUGAUGAUAUAUCAAUUAUAUGGCAAGAUGGGUCUUCAGAUUGUCCCCAAUUAUCUAGAGACAUACAAGUAUAUCCGGUUGAUGGUUCUGUGAAAAAGGUUGAUUAUUAUUCUUAUGCCUAUGAUCCUGUUCAAUAUCCAUUGAUCCAUCCUUUUGGCCAGCCAGGUUGGUAUCCCGGCAUUCUGAAAAAUUCUGCUACAUCUUCGUCUUCCUCUACACAGUCCACACCUAAUUUAUCAGCAGAGUCGUUUCAUACUGAACAAGUUGACCUAUCAAUAAAUAGCUCCUCAGAUUACAGUAUGCAAUUAGGACGUAAUAAACGCCGGAUGGACAAGAGUCAUGUCUCUAUUAGAGAAUACUAUGCAUAUCGCCUCCAAAUACGGCCUACAAGUCCUACUUUACUAUUACAUACUGGUCGUUUGUUACAACAAUAUAUAACUGACCAGUACAUAAAAAUAGAAACUCAAAGGCUAGAUUUUUUCAGGUCUGAACAAGUGCAAAAACAACACCGUCACGACACCAUGCAGGGUAUUCUAGACGCUUUUAACCAAUCCCAACAUGAACCGUUAUCUAUGAUUGGACAACCAGUUGUCCUUCCAUCUUCUUUCAUUGGUGGUCCCCGUGACAUGCAACAAAGAUAUAUGAAUGCUAUGGCUCUUGUACAAGAAUUUGGUAAGCCUGAUUUUUUCCUUACAAUCACUUGUAAUCCACAAUGGCCAGAGAUUCAAGAACUCUUAGAACCAUUUGAAUUAUCAACUGAUAGACCUGACAUUGUUGCUCGUGUGUUUAGAAUGAAACUAGAAGAACUAAAAAACGAACUUUUCAAACAACACUUGCUAGGUAAAGUGCAGGCGUAUUCAUAUGUCAUUGAGUUUCAAAAAAGAGGAUUGCCACAUGCCCAUAUGUUACUUAUCAUGUAUCCACAAUUUAAAUUACACAACCCCACAAGCUACGACAAAUUUAUAUCUGCAGAACUUCCUAAUAGUAACUUAAACCCCUACUUAUUGCAACUCGUCUUGAAACAUAUGAUGCAUGGUCCUUGUGGCUCUCAAAACCCAACUAAUGUGUGCAUGGUUGAUGCACAAUGUAAGAAUCAUUACCCAAAGGAAUUUGUGGAUGAAACAAUUCAUACUCCAAAUGGAUAUCCUAAGUAUAAAAGACAAAAUAAUGGCAUUUUUGUUAUUGUGCGUGGACGUACUUUGGACAACCGUUGGGUGGUACCAUAUAAUCCAUAUUUACUUGCUAAGUUUGAUUGUCAUAUAAACUUGGAAGUAUGCUCGAGUGUCAAACUUGUAAAAUAUCUCUACAAAUAUGUGUAUAAAGGUCAUGAUCGGGUUGCCUAUACUGUGGGCUCAGUAACACCCGACACACCUCGUGAUGAGAUUAUUGAUUUCCAAACUGGCCGUUGGGUUGCUCCACCUGAAGCUUGUUGGCGUAUUUUUGCAUUCCCCUUGACAGAUAUGCACCCUCCUGUACUUGCUCUGCAAUUGCAUUUACCUAAUUUUCAGUACACUUCAUUCAAAGUAACAGACUCUUUACAAGAUGUUGUAACAAAUGCACGUGCCCACAAAACUAUGCUUACUGAAUUCUUUGUCAUGAAUGCAACCAACGCAUAUGCCAAGGCACUUAAUCUACUUUACAAAGAGUUCCCAAAACAUUUCGUAUGGGAUCGGGCACACAAUAAUUGGAAUUUUCGCAAACAAGGUUCAAUAGUAGGGAGGAUUGUUACAGCAAGGCCAACUGACCAAGAAAGAUAUUUUCUUCGCCUUCUUUUGCAGUACCGUCGUGCUCUUGUAUCAUACGAGGACUUAAGAACAGUUGAUGGUGUUAUACAUGAUUCAUUUAGAAAUGCAUGCGUCGCGUUAGGAUUAUUAGAGAGUGAUAUUCCAUUGGUGGAUUGUUUGCGAGAAGCUGCACUUUUUCAAAUGCCCCAUGCUUUUGCACAAUUAUUUGCUACCAUACUUGUUUUUUGUACACCAUCUGAACCUAUACAACUAUGGGAGAUGUUCAAACAAUAUUGUGUCCCAAUUACCACAAUCUCGUCUUCAUUUCCACUUUUUCCUAUUGAUCGUGCUGCUGCCAUAAUUGUAGAAAAAUUCCUUGAACCAUUUGGUAUGCAUAUUCAUGACUUUCGAAUAUGCAUGCCCGAACAGUCCGAAAAUGGCCUAAUUGAAAUAACUUUACAACAGCCAUCGCCUGCAGAAUUUAACCUGGUCACACUCCCAGGAAUUAUUGACAAACUUAAUUUACAACAACAGUUCGUCUUUAACACUAUUAUUGAGAAACUGCAUAACAAGAAACCUUAUGUCUGUUUUGUUGAUGGACCAGCUGGUACUGGGAAAACUUUCUUAUACACUGCUAUUUUGUCAUACACAUCUGAUCAUACCAUUAAAUCUAUUGCUGUAGCAACAUCUGGAGUUGCUGCAUCGCUCCUUCCUAAUGGUCAAACUGCCCACUCAAAAUUCAAAUUGCCAUUGGAUAUUAAUGAGCAUAAGACUUGUCAGAUAAGCAAACAGUCUACCUUAGCAAAUGAGUUACGACAUACCGACCUAAUUAUUUGGGAUGAAAUUUCAAUGGCAAGACGUGAACUAAUUGAGGCUUUUGACAUUACUAUGAGAGAUAUUAUGGAUAACAACAUCAGUUUUGGUGGUAAAGUUAUAAUCUUCGGGGGGGAUUUCCGUCAAAUUACUCCUGUCAUAAGAGACGGAACAAAGGACCAGUACAUCGAAGCAAGUUGUGUAUCGUCUCCUCUAUUUACACAUGCAGAUAAGUUUCACUUAACUGUCAACAUGCGAGCACAAAACGAUAAAUCAUUUGCAGCAUUUCUUGAGGAAGUAGGGAACAACUCUUGUGUAAAUAACAACAAAGGAGAGAUUCAGAUCCCAACAACUUCAUUGAUUACCUCUGAAAAUAAUGACUUGUUGCAACUAAUUGACAAGAUCUACCCACAUAAUUUACUCCAUCCAAGUUCCUCUGCUGCAUUAAUUGGUAGAUCUAUAUUGACACCAACCAACGAGACAGUUGAUACUAUUAACAAUCAAAUAAUUGAAAGCAUGUUUGGAGAACCAAUCGUACUAAUUGCAAGAGAUGUAACUAAAGAUCCAUCACAACAAGCACAUUAUGAAGAUUACCUAAAUACUUUGACACCUAAUGGUAUGCCACCUCAUAGAUUAGUUUUGAAGACAGGUGCACCAAUAAUGCUAUUGCGUAACUUAGACCCCACAAAUGGCCUUUCAAAUGGUACACGGCUUGUUUGCAAGCAAAUUACACGCAAUCUCUUACAAGCAGAGAUUGCAACUGGCCCGCAAAAAGGAACUUUAUGCUUCAUACCACGAAUACCUUUAAAGCCUAACAAUAUACAUGAAUGCUCUGUUGAGUUCAUACGUACUCAAUUUCCAGUGAAGUUGUGCUUCUCAAUGACCAUUAACAAAUCAAAAGGGCAGACAUUAGACGUUGUUGGAGUGUACAUGAAACAACCGGUAUUUAUGCAUGGCCAACUAUAUGUUGCACUAUCACGAGCAAAAUCUUUUGACUCUUUGCAUGUCCUCAUUCCUUCAGACAUCAACACUGGAAUGCAUUGUUCUUGGACGAGAAACAUAGUUUACAAGAAGCUUUUACAAUUGGCUGGCAUUAAUAUACCUCCACUUCCAAAUCCCACAUAG
Messenger RNA from Andrographis paniculata, 3741 nucleotides. RefSeq lists its product as uncharacterized. Gene Ontology annotation, molecular function: DNA helicase activity. The transcript has a single exon. NCBI's taxonomy places the organism in Eukaryota, Viridiplantae, Streptophyta, Magnoliopsida, Lamiales, Acanthaceae. The coding region runs from base 1 to 3741 and encodes 1246 amino acids. Gene Ontology annotation, biological process: telomere maintenance; DNA repair. The record is from RefSeq and is a predicted model, not a curated record.